GGUUGGUGCGCGGCUGGAGGGCGCGGCGCUGGCGGCGCCGAUGGAUGGGCAGGGCCGGCCGGGCCAGGCCCUGGCCGUGCUGCUGUGCCUGGGCAUGACAGCGGCGCUGGCCCUGGGCUGUCUGCACUGCGACCCCAAUUUCUCGGAGAAGUUCUCCUUCUAUCGCCACCACCUGAACCUCAAGUCCUGGUGGGUGGGUGACAUCCCUGUGUCAGGGGUGCUGCUCUCCGAGUGGAGCCAGAACACGAUGAAGGAGCUACACCUGGCCAUCCCCGCUGAGAUCACCCACCAGAAGCUGGAGCAAGUGGCAGGAGCCGUGUACCAGAAGAUGGACCAGCUGUACCAGGGGAAGAUGUACUUCCCAGGGUAUUUUCCCAAUGAGCUGCGGGCCAUCUUCCGGGAGCAAGUGCGCCUCAUCCAGAACGCCAUCAUAGAGAGCCGCAUCGACUGUCAGCGUCACUGUGGCAUCUACCAGUAUGAGACCAUCUCCUGCAUCAACUGCACAGACUCACACAUCGUCUGCUUUGGCUACUACUGCAAGACAUCGGCACAGUGGAGGUCAGCUGUACAGGGCCUUCUGAGUUACAUACAUACCUGGCACAAACAGGAUGUAGGCACCAGAAUCAUCCCAGCCUUCCUUUCACAUACCAUAAAGUGUCUGGAACCACAGCACCUGAUCCACCUGACCUUGGAGAAUGCCUCUGAGUGUCUGACCCAGCACUGACAGAGGCUGCCCGCCUGCAGCCGAGAGGGGGCUCAACUACACUGUUGCAGACUGUUCCUCUGGGAGAGGCUUUCCACUGCCUGCCUUGGAUGGGUCACCUCCCCCCACUCCCAUGGAGCCCAGGCUGGGCCGCCGGGGCAGGGGAGGGCAAGGAGAAGGGCUCGUGUAUAGAUAGUGGCCCCCCUACCCCCUGCAGGACCCUCAGGGAUAUUUUGAUUAAAGUGCCCUGACAUUUCUCAUGAA
Psammomys obesus (fat sand rat) is the source of this 967-nucleotide messenger RNA. It is a transcript of the gene Izumo4, whose product is annotated as IZUMO family member 4. The record is from RefSeq and is a predicted model, not a curated record. Bases 41 to 724 code for a protein of 227 amino acids. The transcript is spliced from 10 exons. NCBI's taxonomy places the organism in Eukaryota, Metazoa, Chordata, Mammalia, Rodentia, Muridae. Gene Ontology annotation, cellular component: nucleus.